CCCACUAGCCACUCUCUGACGUCCGCCUCAGCACAGUUAGCAGUGCGAGCUAAUCCGGCUAACAGCUAACGGCUAGCAAGUAGAGCUAUGAUGGCGGAGCUGGUGCAGGGACAGGCCUCGAUGAACCAGCCGGGGCUGAAGUCAGACGGCCUGGCCGACGCUUUACAGAGGGCCCGGCAGAUGGUGGGUAAGAUGGGUGGAGAAGCAAUGUCUCACCUCAACAGCUCCUCAGGAAAUGUGGAACCAUCACUGUACUACCAAGGCCAGAAAAGACCCGGAGAGGACGGAGUAGGUAACCAGCUGGCAGCCAUGGGGCAUCAAAGCAGAGUAAUCACAGAGGAUUACAAGGUCCCCGACAGGAUGGUCGGCUUCAUCAUUGGGAGAGGAGGUGAACAGAUCACCAGGAUCCAGCUGGAGUCCGGCUGCAAGAUCCAGAUCGCUGCUGACAGCGGAGGACUGAUGGAGCGGCCAUGUUCCCUGACUGGAACUCCAGAGAGCAUUGAGCAGGCAAAGCGUCUGCUGAUCCAGAUCGUGGAUCGCUGCAGGAACGGUCCGGGUUUCCACGGUGACGGUGAGGGCGGCGCCUCCGUGCAGGAGAUGCUGAUCCCGGCCAGCAAGGUGGGGCUGGUGAUCGGCCGAGGUGGCGACACCAUCAAACAGCUGCAGGAGCGAGCAGGUGUGAAGAUGAUGAUGAUCCAAGACGGUCCGAUGCCGACGGGAGCCGACAAACCUCUCCGCAUCUCUGGAGACCCGUACAAAGUACAGGCGGCGAGGGAGUUGGUGUUGGAGGUGAUCCGGGAGAAGGACGGAGACUUCAGGUCGGGACGCAACGACUUCAGCGCUCGCCUGGGAGGCGCCAGCCUGGACUCCGUCUCUCUGCAGGUUCCGGUUCCACGGUUUGCCGUCGGCAUCGUGAUCGGCAGGAACGGAGAGAUGAUCAAGAAGAUCCAGAACGACGCCGGAGUCCGGAUCCAGUUCAAAGCAGAUGAUGGCAUCAGUCCGGAGCGUGUUGCCAUGGUGAUGGGUCAGCCAGACCGCUGCCAGCAUGCUGUCCACCUCAUCAACGAGCUCAUCCAGACCGCACAGGAGCGUGAUGGCUUUGGCUCGGCUCUGCGGAGCGGCAGGGUCAGAGGUCGCGGCGAUUGGACCAUGGGCUCCCCGGGCCCGCUUCAGGAAGUGACCUACACCAUCCCCGCUGACAAGUGCGGCCUGGUCAUCGGCAAAGGUGGAGAAACCAUUAAGAGUAUUAACCAGCAGUCUGGAGCCCACGUGGAGCUGCAGAGGAACCCCCCCCCCUCCACUGACCCCAACACCCGGGUCUUCACCAUCAGAGGAACCGCCCAGCAGAUGGACCUGGCCCGCCAGCUGAUAGACGACAAGAUCGGGGGUUCUGGCAUCAUGAGUAACGGAGGUUUUGGAUUCAGUCCUUUCACUCAGAAUCCUGCUGCUCACCAGAACUGUGGCAGCGGUCAGACCUUCCUGACGGGGGUUUGGGGAAACACCUACCAGACCAGCUGGCAGAACGCUGGACAACAAGACCCUGGUCAACAGAAUCCACCUCAGGGCCUGAUGGCCGACUACAGUAAGGCCUGGGAGGACUACUACAAGAAGCAGACUCAGUCGUCUCAGCAGAGUUCGGUUCCAGACUACACUGCAGCGAUAGCAGAAUACUACAGACAGCAGCAGCAGCAGCAGCCCUACCUGUGGAACGCUACCCAGAUACAGGUGAGCGAGGGCGAACAAUGAUGUCGUUUCCUGUCUCUUCAGGAUCACUAGAGGCCCCUCCCUCACCAGUGAAGGCCCUUAGACCGACAUCGACGGCAACCAAAUCGGGGUUUCUAGCAACGCUCUGCCGCUUCCUCCUUUUUGUAGAGAAAAAAAAACGUAUGGAUUAACUGAAAUCACGAACUCUUUCUUUUUUUUUUAACCUUACAAAGUUGAUAUUUUGUCGGGCAGAUAUUUUUUGGACUAGCCUCUGGUCUCCUUUCACAGCGUAGACCCGAUUUUUCUUUGUUUGUUUUUUUUUUAUCAAACUUGAAGUUAAAGGUGUAUCAGUGUGGCUUUGAACAAAACAAAAAAAUCCAGUAUAAUCUAUAUUUUGCUUUAGUUUUUUUCCAAUAAGAAAUCGGUAUAUAAGGCUUAGCAGUCUUGAGUAAGAAAUUCAGAUGAUAUUAAUAUUGUUUAUGAUAAUGUUUUAAAGCAUGCGUCAGAUUGUGUGUUGACUCUCAGUUGCUGUUUUUCUUUUGUAUUUUAUUAUUUUGGCAUAGAAAUAUUUUAAUAGUGUCAGAUGGAAAUUUAAUGUUUUACCGUCGGAGACAAACUGUUUUUUGUACUAAAU
Molecule: messenger RNA, 2338 nt
Organism: Pungitius pungitius (ninespine stickleback)
Lineage: Eukaryota; Metazoa; Chordata; Actinopteri; Perciformes; Gasterosteidae
Product: far upstream element-binding protein 3-like
Exons: 18
Coding region: 88-1746 (552 amino acids)
Biological process (GO): regulation of gene expression
Cellular component (GO): nucleus; cytoplasm
Molecular function (GO): mRNA binding
Source: RefSeq, a predicted model, not a curated record